Penicillium canescens is the source of this 753-nucleotide messenger RNA. RefSeq lists its product as uncharacterized. Bases 1 to 753 code for a protein of 250 amino acids. Lineage: Eukaryota; Fungi; Ascomycota; Eurotiomycetes; Eurotiales; Aspergillaceae. The transcript is spliced from 3 exons. The record is from RefSeq and is a predicted model, not a curated record. Gene Ontology annotation, cellular component: nucleus; cytosol.
AUGACUGUGCACACCCGUGGGCCGAAUGUGGCCAUCAUUAAGAACUUUGGCGAAUCCAAGGCGAUAUGGGCUGUCAAGAUGCUCGAGUCUUUUACUUCGUUGAUUAAAGUAUCGGCUCCUGAGGCGAAUAUCGAAUUUUUCAACGCGGUCACAGAUCUGGCUCUACCAUGUCCAAAUACUUACGAUAUUAUCUUCCUCACAGGAGGAGUCUACAAUCUGGCACUGGAGAAAGUCGAUCCUUGGGUUGAGAGAGAGUUGGAUUAUAUUCGGGCCAUGCACCUUAAAGCACCGGCCACGAAGGUUAUUGGCUCUUGCUGGGGUCACCAAGCAAUUGCCCGUGCCUUAGGUGGUGAAGUGGCGUUUGUGACCAACAAGCAUGUGAUUGGAACUAAACUCGAACGCCUCACCGCCACUGGGAAGAGGCUUUUCAAAGCAGAGACUCUGAAAUUACCACAUUUCCGAAUGCGCAGAGUUGCUCAGCCUGCUCCGGACGCGGUUGCUCUGGCAGAAGAUAACUCAAUGUUCUAUUACCCUUCAAGAAAUAUUGUAAGCCUCCAGGCUCACCCUGAGUUUACAUCUGCUAUUUCGAGAAACGUACUCGAUACGGACGGAGGCGCAUUCUCAGGAAAUAUGGAUGAGGACGAAUUAGCAUCCACACGCGCUUCUUUUGACUUGAGACACGACGGGGAAAAAACCUUCGCUACAUUGAUGGGGUGGGCAUUGGGGUGUAAGGAGCUCAAGGUCACCGCAUGA